AUGUCAUCCUUAAGUCGGGAAUUAGUUUUCCUAAUCCUGCAAUUCCUGGAUGAGGAAAAGUUCAAAGAAACUGUCCACAAGUUGGAACAAGAAUCUGCUUUUUUCUUCAAUAUGAAAUAUUUUGAGGAACAAGUUCAAGCUGGUGAAUGGGAUGAGGUUGAGAAAUAUCUAUGUGGGUUUACAAAGGUUGAAGAUAAUCGUUACUCAAUGAAGAUAUUCUUUGAAAUAAGGAAACAAAAGUACCUUGAAGCUCUUGAUAGGAAUGACAGAGCAAAAGCUGUUGAAAUUCUUGUAAAAGAUUUGAAGGUCUUUUCGACUUUUAAUGAAGAGCUCUUCAAAGAGAUCACACAGCUACUAACUCUUGAUAAUUUUAGGCAGAAUGAGCAGCUUUCAAAGUAUGGGGAUACCAAAUCAGCAAGAAGCAUUAUGUUGGUUGAACUGAAAAAGCUUAUAGAAGCAAAUCCUUUGUUUAGAGAGAAGCUAACUCUUCCUGUAUUUAAAGCUUCAAGAUUGCGUACAUUGAUAAAUCAAAGUCUUAAUUGGCAACAUCAACUUUGCAAGAAUCCACGCCCUAAUCCUGAUAUCAAAACUCUUUUUAUCGAUCACACAUGUGCUUCUAACAAUGGAGGUAGGGCACCUCCCCCUACCAACAGUUCUCUUUCUGGACCUGUUCCUAAAGCUGGAGUAUUUCCUCCAAUUGGAGCACAUGGUCCUUUUCAGCCUAUUGUUUCUCCUUCUGCUGGAUGGAUGGCAACUGCUAAUCUUUCCAUGCCUCAACCUGGUGUUCAAGCUGGACCUCCUGGCCUUGUGCAGCAGCAGCAGCAGCCUCCAGUUACAGCUGCAUUCCUGAAGCAUCCACGGACUCCUCCAGGUGGUGGUCCUGGAUUGGAAUAUCAAAUGGCUGAAUCGGAGCACUUAAUGAAACGUGCACGUGUGGGCCCAUCUGAUGAGGUGUCCUUUUCUGGUUCAACUCAUCCUCCGAAUUCAUACUCACUGGAUGAUCUUCCAAAAACUGUGGUUAGGUUACUUAACCAGGGUUCAAAUGUCAUGUCAAUGGACUUCCAUCCUCAACAACAAACUAUUCUCUUAGCUGGAACAAAUGUUGGUGAAAUAAGCAUUUGGGAGAUUGGAACUCGAGAGAGAAUGGUGCAUAAACCCUUCAAGGUUUGGGAUUUAUCUGCUUGUUCAAUGCCUUUUCAGACAACUUUAGUAAAGGAUGCAGCAGUAUCUGUUAACCGUUGCAUAUGGGGACCAGAUGGAUCAAUACUCGGUGUUGCCUUUUCCAAGCACAUUGUUCAGAUAUAUACAUAUAACCAAUCAGGGGAAUUAAGACAACAUUUGGAAAUAGAUGCACAUGUUGGUGGUGUAAAUGAUAUUGCUUUUGCUCAACCCAAUAAGCAAAUGUGUAUUGUCACAUGUGGCGAUGACAAGACAAUUAAGGUAUGGGAUGCUGUAGGUGGAAGGAGGUUAUAUAUGUUUGAAGGUCACGAGGCUCCUGUUUAUUCUGUAUGUCCUCACUCUAAAGAACAAAUACAGUUUAUAUUCUCAACAGCAAUUGAUGGGAAAAUCAAAGCAUGGCUGUAUGAUUGCUUGGGGUCAAGGGUAGAUUAUGAUGCCCCUGGUCUUUGGUGCACAACAAUGGCAUAUAGCACUGAUGGAACUAGAUUGUUUUCUUGUGGAACAAGUAAAGAAGGUGAAGCCCAUUUAGUUGAGUGGAACGAGAGUGAAGGAGCUAUCAAGAGGGAAUAUUCUGGUUUCAAAAAACGUUCUAUGGGAGUUGUACAAUUUGACACAACAAAAAACCGUUUUUUAGCUGCUGGAGAUGAGUUUCAGAUUAAGUUUUGGGACAUGGAUAAUAAUGAUAUGCUAACAGCCACUGGUCCAAACAAUGGUUUACCUGCAAGGCCUAGAUUAAGAUUUAACAAGGAAGGGUCAUUACUGGCAGUCUCCACAAGUGAUAAUGGAUUUAUAAUAUUGGCAAAUAAUGAUGGGCAGCGCAUGGUAAGGAUGCUGGAGAGUCAAGCGUAUGAGCGGACCCGGGCACUUUCUGAUUCAGUCAAACCUUCAAUCACUGGCCCAUUAGGUUCGAUCCCUAACGCGUCUUCAUCUAUGGUAACUGCUAUAGAACGUGAUAGAAUGCAAACUCCAUUAUCCAUUGGAAAUCUUGCUAAUGCUGAAAGCAGUAAAGUUGUGGAUAUUAAACCAAGAAUUGUGGAGGGUGCUGACAAAGCUACAAGCUGGAAGCUCCCUGAUAUUGUUGAUUCCUCUCACCUUAAAGCCCUAAGGUUGCCUGAUCCAACAGCUGCCAGCAAGGUUAUGAGGCUGAUCUAUACAAAUUCUGGGUUAUCUUUGCUUGCACUUGCUUCAAAUGCCAUUCAUAAGCUCUGGAAAUGGCAACGAAGUGAACGCAAUCCAUCUGGGAAGUCGACUGCAUCUAUUGUCCCACAACUAUGGCAACCAACAAAUGGAGCUCUCAUGUCUAAUGAUGUGAAUGAGAGUAAAUCUGCUGAAGAGUCUGCAGCAUGCAUUGCUUUGUCAAAGAAUGAUUCUUAUGUCAUGUCUGCCUCUGGUGGGAAAGUCUCCUUGUUCAACAUGAUGACUUUUAAGGUCAUGACAACUUUCAUGCCCCCACCACCUGCUGCCACCUACUUGGCUUUUCAUCCUCAAGACAACAAUAUCAUUGCUAUAGGAAUGGAGGAUUCCACCAUUCAAAUUUACAAUGUUAGAGUUGAUGAGGUCAAAAUGAAGCUGAAAGGUCACCAGAAACCAAUUACAGGACUUGCUUUUUCACAGACUUUAAAUGCACUCGUUUCAUCUGGAGCUGAUGCUCAGCUAUGUAUCUGGAAUAUUAAUGGAUGGGAGAAGAGGAAAUCAAGAAACAUACAGUCGCCACCUGGACAUCCCUCCUCACUCGUUGGAGAAACCAAAGUUCAGUUCCAUAAUGAUCAACGCCAUCUCCUUGUUGUACAUGAAAGCCAAAUUGCUAUUUAUGAUCACCAACUCGAAUGCUUGAAAUUGUGGUCUCCAAGAGAAUCUCUUUCUGCUGCAAUUUCAAGUGCAAUAUAUUCAUGCGAUGGGAUGCUAUUAUACACUGGAUUUUCCGAUGGUGCUGUUGGAGUUUUUGAUGCAGACAAUUUAAGGCUUCGAUGUCGUAUAGCACCUUCCGCCUACAUAUCCUCUUCAAUUUCCAGAAGCAAUAGCACGGCGUAUCCAGCAGUGAUUGCAUCACAUCCGUCGGAUCCAAACCAAUUUGCUCUGGGAAUGAGCGAUGGAUCUGUCCACGUCAUCGAGCCAGCUGAUGCAGAUCCAAAGUGGGGUGGAUCAACAAACACCCUCCAGAUAAGCACGCCUCCAGUCCUCCAUAGGCAUGAGUUCAUAGGCUCUUAUACUUACGAUCCCAGCGCACAUCAUUUUCCUCUGUUGUCGCAUUCACACAUAACACAUAAGGUUUGAUUUUGUUCUUGAUCAAGUGCGAUUGUGUCACCAAACCUACACUCCAUGUAUUCGAUGAAAAGCCUAGAUGAAGCAGUUAUAUAUGUAUGUGAUGCGACCUCGUUCUGACACUCUUGGUUGAAGGUGUUUUCUGCUACGCUAUGGUUUGCGAGAUCACAACAGGAAAAAGGGUCGUCAACCGUUCUUCAAGAUGGAUCUCGAAAAAACGCUCCGACGGUCAACUCGGUGGAUUAUCUAGGAGUGAGUAUAAGAGUCUGAGAGAAAUAACUUACUUUCCUGGAUGACAGAGGAGACCUUUUAUACUGAGUUUUCCUGCUAGUCCGUACAUGGGACAAGGGCGUCAGACCCGACAGGAUCAGACGCGUUGAUUGGCCAAUCGUGCUCCUUUUUAUGUCAGAGCUAGCGUUUGGUUCAGGUACU
This is a messenger RNA of Lactuca saligna, 3873 nucleotides long. The record is from the annotation of a GenBank genome assembly. NCBI's taxonomy places the organism in Eukaryota, Viridiplantae, Streptophyta, Magnoliopsida, Asterales, Asteraceae.